AUGUCGUCGACGCGUUAUUCGCAGCAGCCGCUGCAGAUUUACCAAGAUCCAGUUACAUCUUUCGAUCAUGCACCGAUGCCAUCGACACAGAACUCGAAUCCCAUGAAAUCAUCACCGCUUCGACCAAUAAAAAAUGCUACGUCGAGGAGGAAUAUCGUUUUCAACCCACCGCAGGCAGGAACCAGCAAGCAAUCACCAUCGAAGUCAUCACAGCAAUCGUCUAGCUCGCCUCUGAGAGCACCUUUUAACACCAAGCUGAACAUGAUACCGAUGCCACCACCUGGAGGACCAUCCUAUAAUACAGAUUCGAUGGAAAAGAAGCAACCCUCGAUGUCAAAGUUCAAGCCGCAGAAGGCCUUAUUCACAACCUUCACUAGCAGUGCAAACGAUAAGGAGAACUAUUCUCAAUCAUAUUAUAAUCAGACACCGAUUGCACCAUACAACGACGGACUCUCUCGAGCGAAUUUUUCUCUCGAAGGUUUAUACCCACAGAAGCCCCCUGCGAAGCGAUUGAUGGAAGCUGCGCCCAUCAACGAGUCUAGACCUUUUAAGAGACCCAAGAUUGAGGAUGGGCAAGAAGGAGACCAAGUACAGAAUCGUGAAGAAGUCCCACCACCCGAAUCAUUUCCACCGCUACAUGACGAUGGAACCAAGCCGCCUCAUAGCUACGCGCAACUGAUUGGUAUGUCGAUAUUGAGAGCACCAACUCGACGACUGACGCUGGCCCAAAUCUACAAAUGGAUCUCAGAUACAUACAAGUUCUACAGUGCGUCAGACGCAGGAUGGCAAAAUAGUAUUCGUCAUAAUCUCAGUCUCAACAAGGCUUUCAUCAAGCAAGAGAGACCAAAGGAUGACCCAGGGAAGGGAAACUAUUGGGCUAUCCAACCAGGAAUGGAGCAUCAAUUCAUCAAGGAUAAGACGGUACGAAAGCCCACGACUGGCCCGAACGAGAACGUUCCCAUGCUUUCAACGAAUCUUGCACCAAUAAGCCAGGAGCCACCCCAGUUCAAGCCUUUGGUGCCGGCACCACCUCCAGCUCAGGAGCUUCCUCUCCCCCCGCCGCAACAGACAUACAGCUUGCCAAAGCCCCAAUUACCUUCUAUCGCAGAACUGUCUUCCGAUGCCACCAUUCCAGCCUCAGAUAUUAUCAAUGAACCGGAUCCAGACGAGGAGGCACCAACAGUACUGGCACCUUCUUCGCCCCUCAUCCAGUCGUCACCACCAACUGCUAUGAUGAAUUCGUCGCCCCCUAUUCCUCGCUACAUACCCCGACGGCAGAAUACUCCUCCCCCUGUCCCACGCUUCCCCUCAUCUUCAAGAAGUAGAUCACACAAGCGAAAGUUUGCCUCUAUGGAUGACACUGAUCGACCCAGAAUCAAGCGUGGCCGGGCUGAGGAAGAGAUUGCACGUCUGCGUGGAUCUUCGUACGACAGUCCCACCAAGGCCCCUCGUUCUUCUUUCAUUCCUCCUUCAUCGUCACCAUUACGUAUUAGUCGGGGCAACAAGAAUGAAAACUCCCAGAUGCUUCCACCCUUCACUCCUGCCAUAAAGCUAAAGCCUCCUACUCGCCCGCCACCAUCCGUCUCGCCUAAUACCAACUUGCGUUUACACCGGGACAAAGUACGAGAAAUGGUCGGCUCGCCUCUGCGAGAUGUGACGUGCCUAGAUGAGGGCAGCAUCCCCUUCAGCCCAGCCUUCAACCUCGAUGACGCCAGCUACAUGUUCCACGACUUCAAUACCGACUUCGAUAUCUUCAACGACGCAGGUUUCCUUUCUGUUCCAGGCAAUGGAUCCCCCGAGAAGAAGUCCGCCAAGAGGCCGCGUCUUGACCGUUCUCGAUCAGCAAACAUCCUUGCCGACAUUUCCAACACAAACUUCAACAAGAAUGUCACCUCGACCCCACUACUGAAGUUCACACCAAGUACCAACUUGAGCAAUUCGGCGUUCAAUUCCCCUUUGAAAGGACUCGGAUUACUGGAUUCUCCAGGCGGUUUCUUAGGCAUCGAUUCUCCCACCAAGAUCCAGAUCGCAAGUCCUACCUUCAGUCUUGCUGCCUUCGACCUACCGCAGGAGGAUGCUUUCUACGGAGCAGAAUUUUUAACAGACGACAUUGGUGAUUCCUCCGGAUGGGACAUCAUGCAAGGAUUUCAGAAGAUCGGUUCUGGAGCCACUGGAGGAAACGGAGCUCAAAGCACGAGGAGCACACCAAAGACAGGCAGUUCGAGACCGCCGUUCGGGCGAAGCCUCACGUCGCGGUUUUGA
This is a messenger RNA of Hyaloscypha bicolor E, 2262 nucleotides long. RefSeq lists its product as uncharacterized. The record is from RefSeq and is a predicted model, not a curated record. Gene Ontology annotation, molecular function: DNA-binding transcription factor activity, RNA polymerase II-specific; RNA polymerase II cis-regulatory region sequence-specific DNA binding. NCBI's taxonomy places the organism in Eukaryota, Fungi, Ascomycota, Leotiomycetes, Helotiales, Hyaloscyphaceae. The transcript is spliced from 2 exons. Bases 1 to 2262 code for a protein of 753 amino acids. Gene Ontology annotation, biological process: regulation of transcription by RNA polymerase II.